This is a messenger RNA of Anarrhichthys ocellatus (wolf-eel), 2231 nucleotides long. RefSeq names its product DnaJ heat shock protein family (Hsp40) member B13 (gene dnajb13). NCBI's taxonomy places the organism in Eukaryota, Metazoa, Chordata, Actinopteri, Perciformes, Anarhichadidae. The coding region runs from base 509 to 1456 and encodes 315 amino acids. Gene Ontology annotation, cellular component: cytosol. The record is from RefSeq and is a predicted model, not a curated record. The transcript has 8 exons. Gene Ontology annotation, molecular function: protein-folding chaperone binding.
UAUGAAUUAAAGAUGAAAUGCUCAGAGUAUUGUUGAUGGUGAUCUGUAAAUCUUCAGCCUAUCACUUAAAAUAAAAGGGCUCAGUUUGUAUGCUGUGGGACAGCGAUCAAUAAAUCCAACUAACUCUUUGUAUAGCACCUUUCAUGGGUUAGUGUAAUACUAAGUUUAUAUGUGACUGAGAGUAACAGGAAUAAUUAUUCCACUGUGGCCUAACACCCAGCAAGACACCAAACUAUAACUAUUUUUAUUACAUGAAUACAGCAGUCAAAUGGUUUGUUUAUUUUGUUUUUCUUCGACAGUGUGGAUCCUGCUCUCGCGAGACUUGCAAUAAUGACCGAUCGCGCUUCAGCCAUUAAUGCAUGUCCCGCGAGAGCAUCCCGUGCUGUUACCCUGGAAACCAAGCUAAACAACGAGUGUCACGCUUUGUUAUUUUGAGGCCCACAUUGCGCGGGGACAUAUUGAGCUUUGCUUUCAUUUUUGAAGAUAGUUUUGAGCAUUUACCUCCACAAUGUUUAGCGAUUACUACGAGACGCUGGAAAUAAACACAAACGCAACAGACGCGGAUAUCAAAAAAGCAUAUCGACGCCUUGCAUUGAAGUUUCAUCCGAGCAGCAACAAGGAGACCGGAAGCUCCGAGAAAUUCAGUCAACUGGGUGAAGCCUACGAAGUGUUGAUCGACCCACGGAAAAAGGCAACCUAUGACAAGUUUGGUGAGGAGGGUCUAAAAGGUGGCGUCCCGCCUGAGGUUGGCAGCACUGGGGCUUGGUCAUCUAAAUAUGUCUACCAUGAGAACCCAGACAAAACAUUCAGAGAGUUUUUUGGAGGCGACAACCCAUUCGCAGACUUCUUUCUGAUUGAUGCACCUCUUCAGUUCGGCGGCCUGCAACAAGGAACGGUGAAGACACAGGAUCCUCACAUGGAGAGAGACCUUUUUUUGUCCCUGGAUGAUCUCUUCAACGGAUGCACAAAAAAGGUUAAGAUAUCUCGCCGGGUUAUGAAUGAGGAUGGAUGCCAGUCCAGCGUCAAAGACAAGAUCCUGACUAUAGAUGUGAAGCCUGGAUGGAAAGAAGGCACGAGAAUUAUUUUCCCCAAAGAGGGAGAUCAGGGACCAAACCUCAUCCCUGCAGAUAUGGUGUUCAUAUUGCAACAGAAGAGUCACCCCCUGUUCAUAAGACAACACAACGACCUGAUCUACAAGGCUCACAUCACUCUGAAGAUGGCCUUGACCGGGUUCUCUGUGGAUGUGCAGACACUAGAUGGCAGGCUCAUCAGUAUCCCCAUCAAUGACAUUGUGCACCCUUCGUACAACAAAGUGGUGACUGGAGAGGGAAUGCCGCUGUCCCAGGAUCCGUCCCAGAGGGGAAACCUCAUCCUUGCUUUUGACAUCCAGUUUCCCAAGAAGCUCUCCGCCGAGAGAAAGCAUCUGAUCAGACAAGCUCUAUCUUUUAAAAAAUAAACAGAUUCUAAUACAUGUGUUGCCAUCCUGUGACUCAAGACUAAUGUGGCCAUAAGAGAGUGAAGUAUCAACGCAAUUUGUAUAACUUUGACACUUUGAGUUUAAAUAUACACUAGGAGGCAACAAGACGCAAAGACAUUUGUAAACAACACCACUGUGCUACAACACCCGCCUUCUCACAGACAACGAUGGUUAGGGUAUAGCUGUGAAGUUGUGAUUCGCUGCCAUCAUGGCUCGCUUCAGCUGCUCGUAUGUCACAAACAUCACCACGUUCCACGAGCCCAGGCGUAAGAAAGAUGGCAUGAACCUCAAGGGAACAGAAAAACAACGUGAUUGAUUGCCACUCGUUCAUAUCAACCGCUGUGUUGCACAUUUACAACCCUGUUCUCUCUUCGCCCUCCUCUAUAAAUGUUUGAAUUUUAUCCUCACUAAUCCUCUCAAUAUUGUCGGCGCAGUCAAUGCUUACCCCUUAUAAAAGGCAAGCGGCCCCUCUUUGUUCAUCAUGGCAGAAGCACAAAUGAGGACACUGCUGUACUGGCCAAGAGCAGCGUUCAUAUAUCUUGUCUUGACCACAUCAACUGGAGAGGCAGUCACUGUUGUGCACAGCCCAGCACCAAAGGCCGAUACAAAGUGGCAGGGCAGAUUGUCUGUGGAGCGAAAGAUGAACGUUACUGCACCAAAGAGAAGAACACAUGGGGCAUAAUGUCAUGCCUCUGCAUCAUGUUGUACUGCAGCCAUUGUUUUACCUGUCAGGGGAGUGGACUUAAGGAGGGAA